Messenger RNA from Ooceraea biroi (clonal raider ant), 13395 nucleotides. RefSeq names its product putative mediator of RNA polymerase II transcription subunit 12. Lineage: Eukaryota; Metazoa; Arthropoda; Insecta; Hymenoptera; Formicidae. Gene Ontology annotation, biological process: regulation of DNA-templated transcription. The record is from RefSeq and is a predicted model, not a curated record. Gene Ontology annotation, molecular function: DNA-binding transcription factor activity, RNA polymerase II-specific; RNA polymerase II cis-regulatory region sequence-specific DNA binding.
UCGGCGACGCUGCAUUGGCAGUUGCACCCCAGCCACACCCGGUACGAGCCAUGUAGUCGGGCUACCCUCCACCGCGAUACACGGCGGACAAUUGUUGCUUCUGCGCCUACAGGUGGUACAUCUUCGUCUUCGAUCUUCGCGGAGCUCGUCGGUGUCGUCGCGUCCCGCCGUCGCUGGUGCCCGGGAAUUCCAUCGUCGUCGCCGCCUUCGUCACCCAUCGUCGUCCACGUCGUCGUUCUCGCCGUAGUCGUCCACACCGUCGCCGUUGUCGUCCACGUCGACCCAUCGUUCGUUCGUUCGCUCGUUCGUACCACGUCAGUGCAGUCGACGUUUACUGUCAUCGUCGUGAUCGUGGUCGUCGUGGUGGUGUUGGUCGUCGUGGUUACGGCUCGUGUACAUCCGUCCGGCGGUGCGACGCUGCACCGAUAGUCCCCGUCGGACUAUCGUCGGACACGUUUGGAGAAGAUGCGCAUCGAGACGUGAGCGCGAGAUCCCGGCCGAGGAUCUCGGCUCAUCGAAACAUCGACGACGCCGUCACCGGGACGAUUCGAAGGCGGGGUAACAUCGGCGAGCACGGUGCCACGGUGAAACGAGGCACAGUGAAAGGGGGUGGAAGUUGCCGUAGCUUCAGGCGCGCUCGCCGGUCGAAUCGCUCUCGACUGUGUGUGUGCAACCGCGAGGGGUUGUGAGAACGCGCAAGCGAGCGAGUGAGCCGGGGGUGCGAGGGUGCGCGCGGGAUUUCCGGGGUCGCGGAGAGGGCUAGAGGGAGCUAUCGACCACACACGUAAGGCGGCGGCGGCAGCGCUCUCACGCACACCGGCGCACACGGAUACACAACAUCGCGGACCUGUUGUCCAACUUGUUGCUCGUCCCUGCAAAGGCACAUACCCCGCCCACCCUCGGAGUCGAAGGAGAGCUCGUUUUCGAAAAAGGAGGACGGAUUGCGAGGGGUUGGACGUCGCUGUCGCGCGUAUCGAGACGCCGCGCUCGAGCUCCGACCCCGGAAACCGUGAACGAAGAGGACGAAGGAUAGCGAAAGGCAGCCCGCGAAUUCAACUGAAACGCAAAGAAAACGCUCUCUCGUGGCGUCGUAUAAAGAGGAGACCUUCAGAGAAAGAAUUUUUGCGACGAUUGAUACGUACAAUUUCUGAUCUUCGUACGAUCUCUGUGUACGAUUCUAGGCGGGGAAGAAGAGAGAGAGAGAGAGAGAGUCAAUUCGAUUCAUUCAGUUGGGAAUCAUUAGGCAGACUUUGCGAGAGAAUUUGGAUAUUGCAUCGUCUUUUCAGACUGUUUCGUACUCUGUGAGGGAAGCGAUCGAGAAAAAUGAAUAUGUAAAAGAAAAGCCGAGCCUCUCAUUCUCAAGGUGGAAUUCCUUGGAAAUUAAAUUUCCUACGAUCCAAGGGAACUGACGACGCACGCCGAGUACUUCAGAGGACCAACUCCUUAUAAAAACUCUAUCACUCGCAUAUUUAAACUCGUUACGUUCACAGCACCAUAAAAGGGAGUACAAUAGUGCAGUUGUCUGGAACUGGAGAACCUCCAGUUUGCAACAAAAAAAGAAGUCUGACAUUAUCAGCAAGCCAGACGGCAAUUACUCUCCUAAAUAAGUAAACCUCGAUAUCAAUAGUGAGGAAUUUCGGAAAUCGUUAAUCGAAACUCUCCCUCAUUCGACCGGAGGAAUCCGUAUAUUACCCCUAAGUAACUUUAAAGGCAAAUUCAACGUUUGUCGUUGGAGCAUCACGAUGAGGUCGUGGUCGUGGAAACGUGCACGUCUCGAGGCAGCGUCGAGAACGUCGAAAAUCGGCGAAGCAACGCAUCAGCUGGAACAACCAGGCGAGUGAAUCGUUAGAUUCGUUCGCGUGGCCGAGCGACGGAAAGCUUGGAACGAUACGCGUAUCACAUCCAGCGACGUAUGCACCACCAGGGUGGAUAACGAAAUCACCAUUGGUGAAGCGGAGACGACGAGACGAGGGACAAGGCCGGAUGAUCAGGACGCGCGCGUAGACGCGCGUGAAGCGAGCGAUGGUACCGGCGCCAUAAAGAAUGUUAGAAUAAUCUUCCACCCGUGAAUACAACGAAAGCAAUACUACAAACAAGUAUUCAAGCGGCAGAAGCUGCAUCUCGAGCCGAGCGUUUCGUCGUUCCUGAAGAGAGCCAUCUUCGCUCUUUUCGCGUGGCAAGGAAUAUUUGUCAAAUCCCUCUGUUUAAAGAGCGACCCGCUGAUAGACGACGAGUAUGUUGCAUCUCGGAAUACUCGAGAGGAACCGUGCGAACGAGACGAAUACCUGGAGCAUUGAUUGAACGAUCAAUCGAUGUCGUGUUCUUGAAAGUCUCCACGGAGAGACACUAUCUAAGGGAUAGAUCUGGCUUUUCUACGACGAGCGAGGACGAGCGAGGAAGUAGGACGAUAUAACUUAACGCGCAGAAGCGCGAUCUUUGCGAGGGAGGAACGUACGACCGAUAAUUCGCGAUCCUGAUCGCCGAAAUAGAUAUUUACAAUAAAGCAUCGAGAGGCAACAGACAGGAGAAAACACAGGAUACUCGAGACUCUCGAGGGGAUUGUGUACCGACGCGGUUGUUUGGUGAUCUUAGACGAUACUUCGAUAUUAAUCCCGGCGGGAGGAACGACGAUCAGCCAAGAUGCCACGGUGUUACAUGGUAAAGAAGGCCCUGUGCAACAAGUACAUAACCAGCGUUGCCAGAGGAUUCGAGAGCUGGGGCCGCGGUAGAAGCACGCCAUCGCCAACCACCAUGCAGCUGCCGGUCUCGCCCGUAGAGGGAUGCGUCGCACCCCCUGUUGCACAAGGAAGUCCGAACGUAGAAUCGAAGGACGCAACGACCGCUGUAGCCCUCGCGGUGACUCCGGUGGAACAAUCCUCAAGAGAACAGCCAAGCGGGAGCACGAAUGUCACUGCAACAACGACAACGACAACGGCGACGACUGCCAUCGUCAGGAAAACAACACCUAUAACAGAUUGUUCGACGCAAAUGGAGACGACUGCCGUGAUCACAUGCGUCACGUCUUUGGCGACGCCACCCACGACAGGAUCAACUGUUUCUACUGUCGAAGAGACGACGACGGCGACAACAACGACGGCGGUGACUUUGUCGAGCGUCAAAAGCACAAUCUCUGAAAAAGUCGAAAAGAUUGUUGCAUCAUCGACUGCGACAUCGCAUCAGCCAUUAACCAACGCAGAACCACCGUCCCCGACGUCUAGCACGUCGUCGUCCUAUCGUCUGGAAGAUACAUCGGAGUACUCGAGAGCAGCCGAAUCUAGAAUACGACUGGCGCCCGCGGCAUCUUGCAGCCCAUCAAUGAUGCCGAAUCACGUGUCGUCCAUGUUCAAGGAUCGUUCCGCGGCAGAGACAGAAGCGGCACAUGAUUUGUUAGAAUUGUCGCGGUCACUGCCACCAUUGCCACCACCAUCGGUUGCCAUCGGUCCACAGAGCGUAAUUGAGACUCCCGCGAGUGACGUUCAGGAGAUGACGGUCUACCAACCAGCUGAACAAUCGAUUUAUCAAGUAAACACAAUCGAAUUAACUGGCUCGACUAUUUACGGGCAUCAUCAUCAACAACAGCAACAACAGCAGCAACAACCCACUGCAACUGCCGGUAUUAUUUACGAAUCAAGUACGACCAUCGUGCCACCAUCGGGCAGUGUCUUUAUACCGUUGUCACCGGUACAGGAGAUCCUUCUAACUUACAGCACGUCCACCAUUCCAUGUACGUCGAUUGUUGCUCAGCAUCAACCGCAGCAUUCUCCCACGCAUCAACAGCAAACGCAAGCACAUCAAAAGCAGCAGCAAUUGCUGCUGCCCUUAAUGCAACAGCAACAGCCACAUCAUCCUCCAACGCAACAGCAAAAGCAACAACAAUCACAUUCUCCCACGCAGCAACAACAGUUGCAACAUCAUCAAUUACUGCUGCCGUUGCUGCAACAGCAGCAGCAGCCACAACAUCCUCCAAUGCAACAGCAGAAGCAGCAAGAACAGAAUUCUCCCACGCACCAGCAGCAACCACAAUCACAACAAUCGCAACAACCAUUGCAGCAUCAACAAUUGUUGUUACCGUUGUUACAACAGCAGCAACAACAUCCUCCACUGCAACAGCAGAAGCAACAAGAACAGCAUUCUCCUAUGCAGCAGCAGCAACCGCAAGUACAGCAACCGCAACAUUUGCAACAUCAGCAAGUGUUGUUGCCAUUGUUGCAACAACAGCAGCUACAACAUCCUCCAAUGCAACAACAGAAGCAGCAAGAACAGCAACUUCGCACACAACAGCAACAACAAAGUCCAGCCACGCAGCAGCAGCAACACCAAUUGAAUCAACAUCAACAAUUGAUGUUGCCAAUGCUGCAACAGCAGCAGCCAAAUCCACCAACGCAACAGCAAAAGCAGCAUUCUCCCACGCAGCAGCAGCAACCGCAGUCACAGCAACAACAUUUGCAACAUCAUCAAUUGUUGUUGCCGUUGCUGCAAGAACAACAGUCACAACAUCCUCCAAUGCAGCAACAGAAAUCGCAAGAACAACAGUCUCGCAUACAACAGCAACAACCGAAUACUCCCAUGCAGCAGCAGCAGCAGCAAUUAAACCAACAUGAACAAUUAAUGUUGCCAAUGGUGCAACAACAGCAGCCACAUUCUCCAACACAACAAUUAGAGCCGCAACGACAACAGCAGAUACAAUUACUCCAGCAGCAGCAACAGCGACUAUUGUUAUUACAGCAACAUCAACAAAUCGAAACGACAUCACCAUUGACGCCGCCGACUUCUGAAUGCAGUAGCGAUAUCGAAAAUAGUAAUCCAAACUCACAGCCUACGCAAAAGGACAAGGAGGUGCAAACUAUUACUGAACAGACGGAAGGAGUAAAACCGGCGAGUUACACAUACGAUACGUUGCUUGUCUCCGAUGGUAGGUCGAAGAACAAGAAAACUCCUGCCACGCAGAAAAACCAAGAAGACGAGCCAGUCGAGGUACCCGAGGUCUCCAAGAGCGGUCGUUACGUAUGCUGCGAGUGCGGCAAGCAAUACGCGACUUCAUCGAAUUUGUCGCGACACAAACAAACACAUCGCAGCAUUGACUCGCAAUCUGCCAAGAAGUGUAUCCAUUGCGGUAAGGCGUAUGUCAGCAUGCCCGCCCUGGCGAUGCACGUGCUCACGCAUAAACUUACGCACAGCUGUGGUGUGUGCGGUAAGAUGUUCUCGCGACCUUGGCUACUACAGGGUCACUUACGCAGCCACACCGGCGAGAAACCGUACGGAUGCGCUCAUUGUGGCAAGGCGUUCGCCGAUCGCUCGAAUCUGCGGGCGCAUAUGCAGACGCACUCGGCUGACAAGAAUUACGAAUGUCCCAAGUGUCAUAAGUCGUUCGCACUCAAAUCGUACUUGAACAAGCACCUAGAAUCAGCGUGCCAGCGUGAGAACGACGACACCAACAAUGACAUCGACACCCCGUCAUAAUGUCGGCAUCAUGCUGUCAAGGUGCUAGCACGAGAAACAACAAUGAUCAAAGGAGGUGACGGUCUACCAACCGGCUGAGCAAUCGACUUAUGAAGUAAACACAAUCGAGUAAACUGGCAUGAUUAUCUACGACUGCAUUAUCAUCAACAACAACAAAAGCAGCAGCAACACUGCAGCUGCUGGUAUUAUUUAUGAAUGAAGCACGACCAGUGUUCCACUCAGCAGCAGGCAGUGUCUCUAUACCGUAGUAACCAACAGGAGAUAGUUUUGACUUCCAACACGUCCAACUAUUCCAUACACGUCGUUUGUUGCAAAACAUCAACCACAACAUUCUCCUAUGUAACAACAGUAAUUGCAAGCGCUACCAAAGCAACAGCCACAUCAUCCUCCAACGCAAUAGAAAAAACAGCAACGGCGGCAUUUUCUCUCGCAGGAACCGCAGUAGCAAUAUCAGAAACAUCAAUUGAUUCAAUUCCAACAAGUGAUGUUCCGCUACUGCAAAAGCAAUCUCAUACAUACCCGUAACAGCAGAAUCCUCCCACGCAGCAGCAGCACCAUCAACAACAGCAUUGCAAAAUCAACAAUGUUAUUGUUGACGUUGUUGCAACAGCAGCAGCCAUAAUAUCCAAUUAAUGACAGAAGCAGGAAGAAUUUUCUCCCACGCAGCAGCAGCAACCGCUGCUGCAACAAGAACACUCUCAAUUGACUCGACAUCAACAAUUGAGCUUGUCGAUGUUACAACAGCAGCAGCCAUAAUAUUCUUCACUCACUAGCAGAAGCAACGAGAAGUGCAUUGUUCCACGCAGCAGUAGGAACCGCAGUAGCAAUAUCAAAAACAUCAAUUGAUUCAAUUCCAACAAGUGAUGUUCCGCUACUGCAAAAGCAAUCUCAUACAUACCCGUAACAGCAGAAUCCUCCCACGCAGCAGCAGCAACCGCAGCUGCAGCAUUGCAAAAUCAACAAUGUUAUUGUUGACGUUGUUGCAACAGCAGCAGCCGUAAUAUCCAAUUAAUGGCAGAAGCAGGAAGAAUUUUCUCCCACGCAGCAGCAGCAACCGCUGCUGCAACAAGAACACUCUCAAUUGACUCGACAUCAACAAUUGAGCUUGUCGAUGUUGCAACAGCAGCAGCCGUAAUAUUCUUCACUCACUAGCAGAAGCAACGAGAAGUGCAUUGUUCCACGCAGCAGUAGGAACCGCAGUAGCAAUAUCAAAAACAUCAAUUGAUUCAAUUCCAACAAGUGAUGUUCCGCUACUGCAAAAGCAAUCUCGUACAUACCCGUAACAGCAGAAUCCUCCCACGCAGCAGCAGCAACCGCAGCUGCAGCACCAUCAACAACAGCAUUGCAAAAUCAACAAUGUUAUUGUUGACGUUGUUGCAACAGCAGCAGCCAUAUAUAUCCAAUUAAUGGCAGAAGCAGGAAGAAUUUUCUCCCACGCAGCAGCAGCAACCGCUGCUGCAACAAGAACACUCAAUUGACUCGGCAUCAACAAUUGAGCUUGCCGAUGUUGCAACAGCAGCAGCCGUAAUAUUCUUCACUCAAUAGCAGAAGCAUCGAGAAGUGCAUUGUUCCACGCAGCAGUAGGAACCGCAGUAGCAAUAUCAAAAACAUCAAUUGAUUCAAUUCCAACAAGUGAUGUUCCGCUACUGCAAAAGCAAUCUCGUACAUACCCGUAACAGCAGAAUCCUCCCACGCAGCAGCAGCAACCGCAGCUGCAGCACCAUCAACAACAGCAUUGCAAAAUCAACAAUGUUAUUGUUGACGUUGUUGCAACAGCAGCAGCCAUAUAUAUCCAAUUAAUGGCAGAAGCAGGAAGAAUUUUCUCCCACGCAGCAGCAGCAACCGCUGCUGCAACAAGAACACUCAAUUGACUCGGCAUCAACAAUUGAGCUUGCCGAUGUUGCAACAGCAGCAGCCGUAAUAUUCUUCAUUCACUAGCAGAAGCAACGAGAAGUGCAUUGUUCCACGCAGCAGUAGGAACCGCAGUAGCAAUAUCAAAAACAUCAAUUGAUUCAAUUCCAACAAGUGAUGUUUCCGAUACUGCAAAAGCAAUCUCAUACAUACCCGUAACAGCAGAAUCCUCCCACGCAGCAGCAACAACCGCAGCUGCAGCAUUGCAAAAUCAACAAUGUUAUUGUUGACGUUGUUGCAACAGCAGCAGCCGUAAUAUCCAAUUAAUGGCAGAAGCAGGAAGAAUUUUCUCCCACGCAGCAGCAGCAACCGCUGCUGCAACAAGAACACUCUCAAUUGACUCGACAUCAACAAUUGAGCUUGUCGAUGUUGCAACAGCAGCAGCCGUAAUAUUCUUCACUCACUAGCAGAAGCAACGAGAAGUGCAUUGUUCCACGCAGCAGUAGGAACCGCAGUAGCAAUAUCAAAAACAUCAAUUGAUUCAAUUCCAACAAGUGAUGUUCCGCUACUGCAAAAGCAAUCUCGUACAUACCCGUAACAGCAGAAUCCUCCCACGCAGCAGCAGCAACCGCAGCUGCAGCACCAUCAACAACAGCAUUGCAAAAUCAACAAUGUUAUUGUUGACGUUGUUGCAACAGCAGCAGCCAUAUAUAUCCAAUUAAUGGCAGAAGCAGGAAGAAUUUUCUCCCACGCAGCAGCAGCAACCGCUGCUGCAACAAGAACACUCAAUUGACUCGGCAUCAACAAUUGAGCUUGCCGAUGUUGCAACAGCAGCAGCCGUAAUAUUCUUCAUUCACUAGCAGAAGCAACGAGAAGUGCAUUGUUCCACGCAGCAGUAGGAACCGUAGUAGCAAUAUCAAAAACAUCAAUUGAUUCAAUUCCAACAAGUGAUGUUUCCGAUACUGCAAAAGCAAUCUCAUACAUACCCGUAACAGCAGAAUCCUCCCACGCAGCAGCAGCACCAUCAACAACAGCAUUGCAAAAUCAACAAUGUUAUUGUUGACGUUGUUGCAACAGCAGCAGCCGUAAUAUCCAAUUAAUGGCAGAAGCAGGAAGAAUUUUCUCCCACGCAGCAGCAGCAACCGCUGCUGCAACAAGAACACUCUCAAUUGACUCGACAUCAACAAUUGAGCUUGUCGAUGUUGCAACAGCAGCAGCCGUAAUAUUCUUCACUCAAUAGCAGAAGCAACGAGAAGUGCAUUGUUCCACGCAGCAGUAGGAACCGCAGUAGCAAUAUCAAAAACAUCAAUUGAUUCAAUUCCAACAAGUGAUGUUCCGCUACUGCAAAAGCAAUCUCGUACAUACCCGUAACAGCAGAAUCCUCCCACGCAGCAGCAGCAACCACAGCUGCAGCACCAUCAACAACAGCAUUGCAAAAUCAACAAUGUUAUUAUUGACGUUGUUGCAACAGCAGCAGCCGUAAUAUCCAAUUAAUGGCAGAAGCAGGAAGAAUUUUCUCCCACGCAGCAGCAGCAACCGCUGCUGCAACAAGAACACUCAAUUGACUCGGCAUCAACAAUUGAGCUUGCCGAUGUUGCAACAGCAGCAGCCGUAAUAUUCUUCACUCAAUAGCAGAAGCAACGAGAAGUGCAUUGUUCCACGCAGCAGUAGGAACCGCAGUAGCAAUAUCAAAAACAUCAAUUGAUUCAAUUCCAACAAGUGAUGUUCCGCUACUGCAAAAGCAAUCUCAUACAUACCCGUAACAGCAGAAUCCUCCCACGCAGCAGCAGCAACCGCAGCUGCAGCAUUGCAAAAUCAACAAUGUUAUUGUUGACGUUGUUGCAACAGCAGCAGCCGUAAUAUCCAAUUAAUGGCAGAAGCAGGAAGAAUUUUCUCCCACGCAGCAGCAGCAACCGCUGCUGCAACAACAGCAAGCUCAAUUGACUUGACAUCAACAAUUGAGCUUGCCGAUGUUGCAAUAGCAGCAGCCGUAAUAUCCAAUUAAUGGCAGAAGCAGGAAGAAUUUGCUCCCACGCAGCAGCAGCAACCGCUGCUGCAACAAGAACACUCUCAAUUGACUCGACAUCAACAAUUGAGCUUGCCGAUGUUACAACAGCAGCAGCCAUAAUAUUCUUCACUCACUAGCAGAAGCAAUGAGAAGUGCAUUGUUCCACGCAGCAGUAGGAACCGCAACUACAGCACCAACAACAACAGCAUUGCAAAAUCAACAAUGUUAUUGUUGACGUUGUUGCAACAGCAGCAGCCAUAAUAUCCUCCAAUAGCAGAAGCAGGAAGAACGGUAUUCUCCCACGCCGCAGCAAGAACCGCAAUGCAUUCGCUGAUGGCUCGAAUCUACGAGUGCUGAUGCAGACACAUUCAACAAGACAAGUGCUCUAAAUGUUAGAAUUUGUACUCAAAAUGUACUUGAACAAGCAGCUAGAAUUAACGUAUCAGCAAUUGAGGCCGACGAGACCAACAACGACGUCGACACCGUUAUAUUGGCGGGAUCAGAGUGUCGAGGCGCUAAUGAUAACUAUCAACGAUCAGAGGUAACGAGAUUUUUAUUAAAAAAAAGAAAUAAUGAGAAAGAGAUAGCUUUGCAUCUUUCGAAAAUUGACAUUACCCUUUUUAUCGUUUUCUGAAAAAUUCUUUGCACAUACCGUGAUAUUAAUUUUGUAUUUUGGACGAGUCUUAUGUAGAAGUAAUAUCCUGCCGGAGAGAGAUAUCUCAAUAAUCUUAAUAGUUCUAAUAAUAAGUCUUAAUCCUCGGCGGGAAUCACAGAGAUACAUCUAAAUUGUAUCAUCAGAUAUUAUUUAGACGUGAAGCAUAAAAAGAGUUGUGCACAUUUAGUAGUAGAAUAUAAAAUAACAUAAAAAGAAGAAAAAAGAAUAUAAAGUCUAAAAAGUGGAAGACUGUACAUGUAAGAAAAUUUGGUAAAAACUUUAUAAAAAUAAUUUUAAAAAAUUUUUGCUAGUGAGUUUUUUGAUGUGCAAUUUGUUGUCUGUGUGUUGUAAUAAGCAUAGAUCAUUGCAGCGCAAUAAUGUAACAAAAUUUACGUCACCUCCCGAGGAUUAAACUUGCUGUUUUCUGCGAUCGAUCAUGACUGCUCUCGCAUCUAAACCUGAUAGCGCCUUAUGCUAACUAAGGAAUCCGCAAUUUCCAGUCGGUCGACGUAGACGGAAAAUUGCAGUGACAUCAUCUGAUCGACAGUAUAGAAAUUCGAAAGAACGAAACUAAUGUAUGUUGCAAGUAGUUAUAUACUUUUGUAAGCUGAAGUAAUAAAUUAUUAUUAUUAUAUACUUUUGUAUGGACUAAAAAGAAGGAUAGGAAAGAGGAAGAUAAAAACAUGAAUCUGCUGCACGCUUUUCGUCGUCAUGCAGUUCAAUAAGAUUUUUUUCGAAAUAUAGAAUAAGUUAAUAAUUUGCUAUUGUCGUCGAAAAAAGAAUUAUGCAUCAGAUGUUGAAUUUCCGAUAACAUCGAGUUUUAACGGAUAUCUCCCGGUAAACGCAAAAGUAAUUCAAUUUACUCACCAGCUUAAAUGUCGUGGGCGGUUAGCGAGAAUCUCAGCUCAGGGAACGAAGACGAGGGAAUUGAUAUAUCGAUGUUUUUGCAUCUCGCGCUUGUCUCUUCCUCUCGCGGUCGCAGAAGUCUCUUUCUGAAUAUUUUUCCUUCUCACGCGGCGCGCCGCUUGUUCGAACGCGCUCGGUUAUACGAGUUAUUUUGAGAGUUUCAUAUCUUUUCUUUCUUGUAAUCCGAUUUGUGUAAUUAUUAUUAAUCCAAUCAAUUCAAUCCACUUGCACACACUUGUAAUAUUUGAAGAGAGUAGAAAUUCUUGUUACAUUGUUUACUUUGAAAACUUGAGAUUCUGUUCGUCGAUGCUUUGCACUAUUUUUUUACGUAUCGCACAAGAUAUAUUUUUCACAGGAGUAGCAUAAGAUGCUACUCCUACCUUAACUCGAGCAAUGAUACGAAGAGACUGACUGCUUAGCUGACUGGGUUUCGAAAAUUCGACGAACUAUCAUUUUGGGAAUUUCCUACAUUGGGAAAAACCCAUUUCUAUUUUCUUACCUGCUACUUACAAUCUUUAUAGGAAAGAAUAUUAUAAUUUAUAAUUUUUAUAAAUAGGAAAGAAUAUUAUAAUUUAUAAUUUUUAUAAAUCGGAAAUUCUGAAAUGAAAAAUUGGACACAACAAUAAAAGAAAUAUAACAGAGAUGAUUCCGUUAAAAGUUAAUGUUUUUUUAAAUCUUUUAAAACUUUUCUUAUUGCAUGUAGGAAUUUAUAAUAUAUUUUUUUACUCGGGUUUUACUUUUAAUAAGUCUGCUGUGCAAUAAACCCAACGACAUAUAUAAAUAGACCAAGCAUUCCCUCAAAAACGUGAAAGCGGAAGUUGGCAGCGAGACUGAGUGAGAGAGCUGCUUUGCGUCUACUGCUCUCUCACUUCGAUGUACGCGAAGAGUGAGAGAGCAGUAGACGCAAAGCAGCUUUCUCUCUCAAUCUCGCUGCUAACUUCCGGUUAGGGUCUGCUGUAGAGAGAAUGCUUGAUCUCUUUGUAUAUAUCGUUGAAUAAACCUGAAAUAAUGCAGUGCAAUAAAUCUGGGACAAUGCAGUGCAAUAAAUGGGUACUUUAGCCAUAAUACAUUUAGCCAUCUCUUCUUACAUCCCAAGAAUCGUUAUUAUCACGGAUGUACCUCGUUUCGUCAUUUCGCAGAAACAGACACGAGUCGGGGAUGUUUUCCAAAAUUGAUUAGCAUAAAAAUUCGCAAUAUAAAUAUAAAAAUCGCGAAUAAAACAGCGCGAUACAUUUUUUCGCGUAGUUCAAGAAUUACUUUUUUCAUCCACACCUUCGCUCGAUGGUCAAACUGCAUAGUUUAUUUUAAAUACUAUAUAUAAAUUUUAAAUAUACUCAAUGCGGCGAUAAAAAGUUCGUUAUUUCCUCGCAAAAAAAUGAUGAUUUUAGUCACGGUAUUUGCGAAUGUCUUCACUAAUUUUGUUUGUCGAAAGAAUUUCAAGACAACAUUUUUAAAGCAUUAAAAUUAAGAACAAGUGCGGCACACGUGUGAGUUAUCUCGGUACUUCUAGAUAGAUCGUCAAUUUGUAAGAAUUUCACUGGCAGAAAAAACCAUGCCACUUUCUCUUUCUAAUGCGAAUCGAUUCUUUCUGCUUGCAUUUCGAAAGCGCAUUGCAGUGAUUUUUCCUGAAAUCCUUAAAAGUAACACGUGUGGAUGCUCGUAGAAAGUUUUCAUCAACAUUUCACGGAAACUGAGCCACCUGUUGAAUGCAGAAAUGACCAUUCGGUGGCAAAAGGGUCGCUCACACUGCUCACCCUGAAUUAUGGAACGCAUCAUUUCCUCGAUUGUUAAAAGCGCGAGCAAGAUCGCGGUCAAUUGCGACAUUGCGACAUUUCGUCCAGGUUUAUCUAUGUUUUUCCUACGUCCGCGAGAAAGUUAGGUCGUCAACCGGGGAGUUGUAAAGGACUUUUCUCAUCCGAAGAAAUGGUGGAUGGCGGGUUAUUUGCGCAUUGCAGAAACGUAUUUCUUCGAGCGUAAUUCUUAAUAUAUCUAGUGCAUCACUUAUACGGUUUAUUUUAACGUAAAUCUUUAAUAUUCAAUGCGAUGAAAUUAGCUUUUCCUUACUGAGACCCUUUUUCCAUUAAAUGAGCACGUGCUUAUAUUUAUAUUGUUAUACCAAAGUUCCUAUAGACAAAGCUUUACGUUAGGUGGAUGGACAGGUCAAUAAACUAUCCUUUCCCGUUCUAUCUAUUUAUUAUUGUAAUCUCUAAUAUUUCUCGAGCUUGAAGUGAAAAAUGUGUUAGUUUAUCAAGUAGUAAUUCGAUUUAAUUCUUGAUCUAAAACAUUUUUGUAUCCUUGUCCAUUGAACAUUCCAUUGAAAAAGUAGAGCCCAGAGAAAUGUUUCAUCACGUUCUUCAUUUUAUUAAGUUGUGAAAAGUUUUCGGAAGAUGGAAGUGAACUCUGCCUCGUCAUUUCACUUUGAAUGAUCUUCAGUGUACGGUCAUUAAAUUUUUUAUGAAAAAUGCAAGCAGAAUUCACGUUUAACAAACGUACAGUGUAACGCAUUGAAAAAAGA